This is a messenger RNA of Cryphonectria parasitica EP155, 1842 nucleotides long. RefSeq lists its product as uncharacterized. Gene Ontology annotation, cellular component: rDNA heterochromatin; SHREC complex. The transcript has 4 exons. Gene Ontology annotation, biological process: silent mating-type cassette heterochromatin formation. The record is from RefSeq and is a predicted model, not a curated record. Bases 1 to 1842 code for a protein of 613 amino acids. Lineage: Eukaryota; Fungi; Ascomycota; Sordariomycetes; Diaporthales; Cryphonectriaceae.
AUGAGCGCCCUCUUCAAGGGCGCCGGUGGGACGGCCCAGCUCCCAGCUAGGCUGAUCCACGUUGGCCGCUCUGACGGCCGUGUCUGGACAACACAGGAGAUCAACGGAUGGCCCAAGAGCAGCACCGCUGUCAUGCAGGUCGGAGAACCUAUAACCGAGGACCUCAAUAAGAUCUCAGACAAUAUGACGCUGGUGAGGAUGGCGCAGUGGAAACUGGCUCUGGGCACUGGUUUGCAAGAGCAGCUCGGCUGGCCACACGGUAUCCAGUAUCAGGCUUUGUUUCCUGACGGAUUUUGCUUGAGAUGGCGCGACCCUGGAGGACUCAACAAUGAGGUAUGCAUGUACGGCCAUCCUCAAGGCUUCACGGACGACUUUUUGUAUAGAUCUCCGGACGAGUUCAUACCGCAUCUAUUGUGGUUGCUGAGCGACUCGGAAGAUCACAAGCAAUGCCUCUGCAAGCCAUGCUAUCGAGCGACAGGCAGACACGUGCCCAAGACGUUCACGGAGAAGAUGGACGAACAGGCCGCCAUACUGGAGGGCAUCAAACUGGUGUCGACAGGCACUGAGCCCAAGGCCCCCGCGAAGAAGGUUACCAAACCUACCGCCCCAUCCAAGAAGAAGGCUUCCGUCGCUGUCGUCGCCAACUCCAAGGCAGCCAAGGAUCUUGCCGCGGCUGCUACCAAACCAACGAAGAAGACUGCCAAAGCAACGCCAGAGCCAUUACCAGUCGCGGCUGUGGCUCCAGCUCCUGCUGUAGCUGAAGCUGCUCCUCCUGCUGCUAAUUCUCCUGCUCUGCAAGUUUUGCCAGCUGCUGCAGUGUCGGCGCGCCGCCCACCUGGGCAUGAUGAGCCGACCUUGUUUCGGCAAGGCGAAAUGGUCUGGUACCAGCAGAAACCAGCAUGGAGAAUCGGCAUCAUCCGCAAAGUGCCCCUGGGCGACGAUUUUACAUACACGAUCUUGCCACUCGGAAUUUCGAUGCUCAAUCUUCCUGACGUGCAGAAGGAGACGGCUCAGAUGCGCCCAUUUCUUACCUUCAGCGUGCCAGGCAUGUCGUUUCCCGGUUUCCAGGACAGGAUCUUUACAGAUGUCAACUGGAGGGCCAUUCUAGAGGACCCCGCCUUUACAGAGCGAACCGAGCUUGUAGGGCUUGAGGCGUCCAAGCUAGCAGCUAUCGAGGUCGACGGUUCCUGGUCAACUUUCAAUCCCCUGCCUGCAGGGCCGAUCCUGCCUAAAACCCAGUCCACCUACGACGGCGUCUUCCUGGGCGCUGAGAUGAUACGUGUUGGUGAUGCUAUCCGAUCCAAGGACAAGGCCCGCAGCACGCUACUCGAGGUUACCGAGAUCUCGGUUACGGCGGCCACUACGGCGCCAAACCCGGCCGACCUACCCAAUACAUUAUCCACGACACAUUCCACGCUGUCGUUCCGAGGCAUCGAAUACGAAGCCGCGCUCGUCCCGGAGCAUGGGCGCAUUGGUGGCCAGCCUGAGGGAGCCAUCUUCCAGAAGGACGCGGCUUUCCGAACCGCGGCUGCUAAAGCCAGCGGGGCAAAGCAGAAGUGCGUGUGGACAAUCAAAUCAUGGGAUACUGUUUGGCAGGAACGCGACGUGGCUGGUCGAGCCUACGUGACGGACGAGCUCCUGAGUGUGACGCAGGGCGCGGAGGCCGUGGAGACCGCCAAGCAGACAGGUCAGUUCCAGGAGGCCACGUCGUACCUCAACAACCGGAUGCAGAGCACGACCGCCCCAUACUUCGGCAGGAGGCUGAACAGGCGAGCUACGUUGGGCGAGGCGGUCUCGGGUGUGCAGCCUCUGCUCUUUGGGCCUGGGGUGCACGAGGAGUAA